Messenger RNA from Auanema sp. JU1783, 1593 nucleotides. NCBI's taxonomy places the organism in Eukaryota, Metazoa, Nematoda, Chromadorea, Rhabditida, Rhabditidae. The record is from the annotation of a GenBank genome assembly.
AUGAAAAUACCAUCUUUAGUGGGUCCUGACGGGAAAACAUCCCUCCGGGAAUACGCGGGGUAUCAUGGCGGCGGCGGAGGGUUUGGUGGUCAGUUGCGGGGCUGGAAUCCACCAAGCGAAAGUGCUGAUGCGGCUCUUCUGCCUAACUUCUCGCGCGGAAAUGCCCGUGCUGACGAUCUGGUCAGAAAUAAUGGCUAUGCGGCAAACGCCGUGCAGCUCCACCAGGACCACAUCGUCGGGUCAUUUUUCAGACUCAGCUAUCGACCGAGCUGGCGCUAUCUUGGCAUCAAUGAGGAGGAUUCACGCGCAUUUUCGCGGGAUGUAGAAGCCGCCUGGAACGAGUAUGCCGAGGACGACUUUUGCGGGAUUGAUGCCGAGCGUAAGCGAACGUUUACGAUGAUGAUCCGAGAAGGUGUGGCCAUGCACGCGUUUAACGGUGAAUUAUGCACGCAGGCGACCUGGGACAGCGAUUCAACGCGUCUUUUCCGUACUCAGUUCAAAAUGGUCAGUCCGAAGCGCGUCAGCAAUCCGAAUAAUAUCGGUGAUACCCGGAACUGUCGCGCCGGUGUGAAAAUAAAUGAUAGCGGUGCUGCGCUGGGAUAUUACGUCAGCGACGAUGGUUAUCCCGGCUGGAUGGCGCAGAACUGGACCUACAUUCCUCGCGAACUACCCGGCGGUCGACCUUCAUUUAUCCAUGUAUUCGAACCGAUGGAGGAUGGACAGACCCGUGGGGCCAAUGCGUUUUACAGCGUGAUGGAGCAGAUGAAAAUGCUCGAUACCCUGCAAAAUACCCAGCUCCAGAGCGCGAUAGUGAAGGCUAUGUAUGCCGCUACCAUCGAGAGUGAACUGGAUACCCAAUCGGCGAUGGACUUUAUUCUCGGCGCGGAUAAUAAAGAGCAGCAGAGCAAACUUACGGGCUGGCUCGGUGAAAUGGCGUCCUAUUACUCAGCUGCGCCUGUUCGCCUGGGUGGGGCAAGGGUUCCACACCUGUUGCCGGGUGAUUCUCUCAACCUUCAGUCGGCGCAGGAUACCGAUAACGGCUACUCGACUUUUGAACAGUCCCUGCUGCGUUAUAUUGCCGCUGGGCUUGGUGUGUCGUAUGAGCAGCUUUCGCGAAACUAUUCGCAGAUGAGCUACUCGACCGCACGCGCAAGUGCUAACGAGUCCUGGGCGUACUUUAUGGGGCGUCGCAAGUUUGUGGCAUCCCGACAGGCCUGUCAGAUGUUUCUUUGCUGGCUUGAAGAGGCGAUUGUCCGCCGCGUGGUCACGCUUCCUUCGAAAGCCCGGUUCAGUUUCCAGGAGGCGAGAACAGCCUGGGGGAAUGCCAACUGGAUUGGCUCUGGUCGAAUGGCAAUUGACGGGCUGAAAGAGGUACAGGAGGCCGUCAUGCUCAUUGAGGCAGGUCUCAGCACGUAUGAAAAAGAGUGCGCCAAACGCGGUGAUGAUUAUCAGGAGAUUUUUGCCCAGCAGGUCCGGGAAACCAUGGAGCGUCGUGCUGCGGGUCUGAAACCACCGGCAUGGGCCGCUGCAGCUUUUGAGGCCGGAGUGAAAAAAUCAAACGAGGAGGAGCAAGAUGGCGCACGAGCUGCGUAA